This is a messenger RNA of Podarcis muralis (Common wall lizard), 2739 nucleotides long. It is a transcript of the gene RAB11A, whose product is annotated as RAB11A, member RAS oncogene family. The record is from RefSeq and is a predicted model, not a curated record. NCBI's taxonomy places the organism in Eukaryota, Metazoa, Chordata, Lepidosauria, Squamata, Lacertidae. Gene Ontology annotation, molecular function: GTPase activity; GTP binding.
AGCGAGCGAGGAGGAAGGAAGGAAGGGCCGGCUAGUGGGCGGAACCGGAGUGCGGCUGAUCCUGAGGAAGCAGCAGCAGCAGCAGCAGGAGGAGGCGCAGGGAGGGGCUCUCUGGCUAUCGCUUCCUUGUUAGCUGAGAAGCCGGAGGAGGCGCCGCUGCCGCCGUCAUUAUGGGGGGCUCCCGCGACGACGAGUACGACUAUCUCUUCAAAGUUGUUCUCAUUGGAGACUCCGGAGUUGGCAAGAGCAACCUCCUCUCCCGCUUCACUCGCAACGAGUUCAACCUGGAAAGCAAAAGCACCAUUGGCGUGGAGUUUGCCACACGGAGCAUCCAAGUGGACGGCAAGACAAUAAAGGCUCAGAUCUGGGACACGGCAGGGCAGGAGCGAUACAGGGCGAUCACGUCGGCCUAUUACCGAGGUGCCGUGGGGGCCUUGCUGGUUUAUGACAUCGCCAAGCACCUCACCUAUGAAAACGUGGAGCGGUGGCUGAAGGAGCUGCGAGACCACGCCGACAGCAACAUCGUCAUCAUGCUGGUGGGCAACAAGAGCGACUUGCGCCACCUGAGGGCUGUUCCGACGGAUGAGGCCCGAGCCUUUGCAGAAAAGAACGGCCUUUCCUUUAUUGAGACUUCAGCUUUGGACUCGACGAAUGUGGAAGCUGCUUUCCAGACCAUUCUGACAGAAAUCUAUCGCAUCGUGUCUCAGAAGCAAAUGUCUGACAGACGCGAGAAUGACAUGUCACCAAGCAACAAUGUGGUCCCUAUCCACGUCCCCCCGACCACGGAAAAUAAACCAAAGAUGCAGUGUUGUCAAAAUAUAUAGCAGGUUCCAUUCCUCGAAAGCUGUGUAUAUUUCCCCAGGUCUGAGAUGGAAAUAGAUUCUGAGUUCACAUUGUCCUCUUUUUAGUUCUCUCUCCCUCUCCCUCUCCCUCUCCAUGAAACCUUAUUUUUAUUCUCUCUGGAUUUCUCCAUGUCUUAACUCUUCCCCUUUAUUUCAGUAUUACAAAUCAUCAGUUUGUUUGCAUGUGGCUGCAGCAUUAUCAGAAUGCUAGUCCCGGCAGGGCAGUUUUAAAAAAAUCAUGACUGAUCUCUUUUCCAAACAGGUUGGCUCAUUCAGCAAAGAACUAGAUUGCUGCAGCUUAAGUCUUUGCAAUUCUGAUACUCCUGAGAGUCUGACUGAGCCUUUUAAACCUCCUUUCAGCCUCAAUAUUGCAUCUCAUGGAAUGAGCAUCUCGUGUGGCUUAUCCUGUGGCUCCCAGCAGUAUCCCACAGUUAACAGUACGCAGGAACUACACUAAUUUAUUGCUAAGAGGAGGGAUCCUGGCCCAGGAGGCUGAGUUUUCUCAGUUCCUUAUAUCGGUGGGUGCAUCCAUUCUGAGUAACCUGGUGCCCUCCAGAUGUUUUGGGACUACAUCUCCCAUGAGCCAAAACUAAUGCUGGUGGGGGUUGUAGUUCAAAACAUCUGGACCACUGGGUUAGGGGAGGCUGAUCUAAUGAAUUAGAGUUGUAUGUACGUAACAUUCCCAGAAGAAAUUGCUCACUCCUCCUACCUACUGUGUCCCCAAAUAGCCAAUAGUGCCACUUCAUGAAGAUGGCUAGUUGGAGCGAGGUAAAUGUUUAUCCAGUCACAGCAUUCAAAUAACCAUUUUUGUGCAAGCAAGUGGGGGAUUAGUCGCUUUGCAUGUUGGGGAGGGUGGGUGUAGUUUUAUACUGAGCCAAUGCAGUACCAUUUGUCUUAAGGCCCAAAGAGUUGGUGAUGGGUGCCUUCUGUAGAAGAAGCAGUAAGUCGUAGCUCAGUAGCCCAUCUGCUUUUCUUGCAAGUGCCUAUGGCUUGCAGUACUUCGUUUCAUGCACCCCUGGGCCGCUGGUACAUUUUGCACCUUGGCCUGUGCAGCAAUGCUUGCUGUCAUUCUCAAAAAGGCAUGGAGAAUAUUUGCAGGAUGGGGACAUCAUUGCACCUCCUUCUCUUUAAGUCUCGAGUCCUUGUGAAAGCAGGGUUUGAUUCCAGCAACCACUCAAGGCACAGGAUGGGAUUAAAUCUAGUCUGCAGUUUUGGCAGGAGGCCUCUGUUGCACCUCCCUGUUACUGGCCAGGGAGCGUGCUUGGCCUCUUCCUUGCCCUUCCUCAUUUAUUUAGAGAAGCUCAGGCCAUGCGCAUGAGCCCUGCUGAAGAAAUCCAGAAAUACAUGCCAGAAGAUUUGUUCUUGGAUUCUUGCAGUUUUUAAGCCAACUGUGGAUGUCCCUACUUCUAAAGCACUGUUCAAACAAGCAGUGUUUUUUAUAUCUACACAUACAAGCACGCAUAGAAUACUGUGGUAUUUGGAAAGCCCAUUUGCAACCAGAAGAGGAAAUGGCUCCAGGAAAUAUUUAGGGGGGAGUGGACAGGAAGGAAAGAGGCUUAUCACAAAGAUGCCAUAGACCCAUAUGGUGUCCUUUCCUUCCUGCUGCUCCCACCCCCCACAAGGGCACGUACAGAGUGCUGAAUCUCUCAGCCAGCCUGUCGGUCUUGCGGUGCUCAUGACGUGUGAGGAGCACAGAAGGCAUUGCUGUAGUCCCUUCAUGUUUGUGUCUUUCUCUCCUGUAGUUGUUGAUCUUUUGUUCCACAAACUCCCCCCCCCACCUUUUUGUAAAUUUGCUUUGUACUGUAUGCACAUUCUGUACCUCAAAUAUUUUUUUAUGAUUGAUUUGAAAUUAUUCAUUAUUGGAAUUCUAAUAAAAGAAUCACAGGGGGACUGUUCA